Molecule: messenger RNA, 963 nt
Organism: Strigops habroptila (Kakapo)
Lineage: Eukaryota; Metazoa; Chordata; Aves; Psittaciformes; Psittacidae
Gene: CALHM4
Product: calcium homeostasis modulator family member 4
Exons: 2
Coding region: 1-963 (320 amino acids)
Molecular function (GO): monoatomic cation channel activity
Source: RefSeq, a predicted model, not a curated record
AUGACUUUCCUUCCAAAGUGGUUAACUUUUCUAAAAGGCAAAGAGGUUGUUAUUGCUAAUGCUAUAAUUGCAAUACUAACAAUUGGUGGGCAGCAGCUUUUCUCUUUUUUUACAUUCAGCUGUCCCUGUCAUGUCGGGCAGAACCUUGUCUACGGGCUGGCUUUCCUUGGAGUUCCUGCACUUAUCCUUCUGAUUGUUGGCUAUGCGCUGAAUAACCAGACUUGGAGGCUGGUUACAGGCAAAAGGUCUCCUCUUGAGGGACAGACCACACCAAACCGAUUACUGCAAUGCAAACUGGUCUGCUUUGUCUUAUGCAGCAUCACUGGGAGAGCGCUGGUUGCUCCAGUAACGUGGCUAGCAGUUACCCUGAUAAAUGGUUCAUAUUAUGUAUGUGCUGUGAGUGAGUAUGUCCCUGUGCAUUAUUAUGAAGCUAAUCCUAACAUUACUGCUAGUGAACGUAGAAGGAUAUUGGCUGCAUUUCCAUGCAGUCAGUUAGUUCCUCCAGAGCUGACCCGGGCAAGAGAUGAAGUAAUUCUCCUACUCCGAUACCAGUCACAAGUGGCUGGCUGGCUUCUGAUUGCUGUGGUAGUCAUCACUGUCUUCCUGUCUUACUGCCUGGCCAGUUGCUUCUCCCCGCUCAGCUUUCUACAUUUCAGAUACUGGAGCAACUACGUCCAUAAUGAGCAGGAGCUCUUUGAUGAAGCAACAGACCAGCACUCCAGGCUCUAUGCCAUGCAGCACGUAAGGAAGUUCUUUGGCUUUGUCCCAGGGAGUGAAAAUGUAAAGGAAAUACGCAUCCCAUCUCUCAGGGAGUGGCAAGCCAUUUCUGGACUGGCCUUUCUAAAACGAGUGGAUGCAGAGCACUACGACUACAGCCUCCUCCAUGACUGGGCACUCAAGGAGUCUGUAAAUGGGAAAUACCUGAAGACUGAUGAAGACCCUGUGAUCAGAACACAGGUCUGA